Molecule: messenger RNA, 4688 nt
Organism: Sceloporus undulatus (fence lizard)
Lineage: Eukaryota; Metazoa; Chordata; Lepidosauria; Squamata; Phrynosomatidae
Gene: VWCE
Product: von Willebrand factor C and EGF domains
Exons: 20
Coding region: 202-3210 (1002 amino acids)
Biological process (GO): cellular response to virus
Cellular component (GO): cytoplasm
Molecular function (GO): calcium ion binding; protein binding
Source: RefSeq, a predicted model, not a curated record
UCUCCUUUCCCCUCCCCUGCCCUGAAAAGAAAGCCCCCAGCCUCAUCCUUGAGGGGAAGGCCAGUCCUUCCAGACAGGGCAAGCCAUGCUGCAGUAGGGGGCCUGAGGGGAAGGGAAGAGAAGGGAAGGGAAGGAAAAGAAAGUGAGGAGGAGGAGGAAGGCAAGGAAGGCGCUCUGGAGGGAGCAUCCAUCUGAGGGGACAUGUUUGCCCAGCUCCUCUGCCAGGCAGCUUGGCUCUCUCUGCUGCUCCCAGGGCCCCAGGGGAGAGUCUACAGUGGAAGGAAGAAGGGGGCCAGCUUCGCCCUGGAGAGACGUCGCCUUGGUCCACAUGUUUGCCUCUCUGGUUUUGGAAAUGGCUGCUGUCCUGGGUGGAUACCAGCUCCCGGCAGUGGACAGUGCACUCUACCACUUUGUUCCUUUGGCUGUGGCAGUGGCUUCUGUAUCGCUCCCAAUGUCUGCUCCUGUAGGGAUGGAGGGCAGGGCAUUACAUGUCAAGACCCUCCUGGGGCUUGUGGAGAGUAUGGCUGUGACCUUGCUUGCAAUCAUGGAGGAUGCCAGGAGGUGGCAAGGGUGUGCCCCCUGGGAUUUUCAAUGACUGAGACAGCCAAUGGUGUACGUUGUACAGAUAUAGAUGAGUGCCUGAGUGCCUCCUGUGAGGGGCUUUGCGUAAACACAGAGGGUGGCUUUGUGUGCGAAUGUGGCCCUGGGAUGAAACUGGCUGCUGACCGGCACAGCUGUCAAGACACUGAUGAAUGCUUAGCAACACCCUGUCAGCACCACUGUAAGAACAGUAUUGGCAGUUAUCGAUGCUCCUGCCAAACUGGCUUCUACCUCCAUGGCAACCGGCACUCCUGCAUGGAUGUGAAUGAAUGCCGCCGACCCAGUGAGAAGCGAACCUGCCAGCACUCCUGUCACAACACGCUGGGGAGUUUUAUGUGCAGCUGUCGCCCAGGCUACCUCCUCAGUGUGGAUCGAGUGUCAUGUGAAGGUUUUUCAAAGACCGGCCUGGGCCCUUCUCCCAUCUUGCAGUCUCUCCAGCACCCACCAACUCUGCUGCGUCUACCUCCAGAAUCAGUGGCCGCUGUCCUUCCCCCUAGGGUCUCUCCUCCUUCAUGGGCUCCUGCUCCCCACAGUGCACCUAAAACAACAUCUCCUUCCCCAUCCCUUUCCACUCUCUUGGUGCUUUCACAAGCAGCCUCUUCCACCCCUUCAUCACCUCUCCCAAGUUCCUCCUUUGGCACACCCUUCUUUCUGAGAACUGCCCAGCCUUUAGUGCCAAGGAGUCCAUUGCCACCAUCAUUGCUGAGAGAAGAGAUUACAACAACUCCUCCUCCUCCGAGUCCCUCUGCUCCAUCAGCUUCUUUUCCAGCCCUGCCUGCCAACUGCUGGCAUGAAGGGAUUCUUCAUGAGAAUGGCAGCCACUGGAUAGAGCCGAGGUGUCUAAAUUGCUCCUGUGAGGAUGGGCAAGUGCUGUGUCAAGCACUAACAUGUGAAGUUACCUGCUCCCAUCCCAUUCUGGCCGUGGAGGGGGAGUGUUGUCCCAGCUGCAGAGGCUGUCUCUAUUAUGGGGUUUCCAGAGCUGAGGGAGAAGUUUUCUCUCUUUCUGAGGAGAACUGCACAGUCUGUGUCUGCCUGGCAGGCAAUGUUUCCUGUAUCUCUCCAGAAUGUAUACCCAGUCCAUGCCCCAGCUCUGCUCAGAGUGAUUGUUGUCCCUGCCAGCCAGUAGAGUGCCAUUUCCGUGGUCAGACUUACACAGAGGGGACUGAGUUUAGCCUCAAUGAUGAUGACUGCACCACCUGUGUGUGCAGGCAAGGUGAAGUUGAGUGCUCCUUUGCACCCUGUCCCACUCUGGAGUGUCCCCAAGAUGAGUGGCUGUUGGCUCCAGGGCAAUGCUGUUUCACCUGCCGAAAGGCUGCACCUGUGACAGGUUGUUUUGUGGAUGACAAUGGAGUUGAAUUUCCAAUUGGACAGAUCUGGUCACCGGGUGAUCCCUGUGAGUUAUGCAUCUGCCAGACAGAUGGCUCGGUGAGCUGUAAGAGGACUGACUGUUUGGAGACAUGUCCUCACCCUAUACAGAUACCUGGACAGUGCUGUCCAGACUGCUCAGCAGGCUGCACCUAUGCAGGAGGGAUCUUUUACAACAACGAGACGUUCCCUUCUGUUUUGGAUCCCUGUCUAAGUUGCAUCUGUCUGCUGGGCUCUGUGGCUUGCUCUCCUGUGGACUGUAUUGUCUUUUGUACCUACCCUUUCCACCCAGAAGGAGAAUGCUGCCCAGUUUGUCAUGACUGCAAUUACAAAGGGAGGAAAGUGGUGAAUGGUCACAGCUUUGUACCAGAAGGUGAACCCUGCAUUUAUUGUACCUGCCAGUUAGGAGAAGUGAGUUGUGAAAAGAGGUCCUGUCCGAGCACCUGUACUGUGCCUUUUGACCCCCCUAUACAUUGUUGCCCUGACUGCCAAGGUAAUGAAAUCACAGAUGGUCUGCCGUCAAUGGAGAUUACCCUAACCAACGCUCACUUGGGAGAUGGAGAGCCAAAGGCAGCCUUACAAACCCUUCCAAAACAUUCCAUGGCCCUGAUAUUCAACAGAAAUUGCAGCAACUGCAACUCUACCCUGGCACCUGUCUCACUCGGCCCAGAGGUUCACUUUGCAAGUACUCUGGAGAUGCCACCCAUGAGCCCAACUGCACCAGGGAAUGUUGAGCUCCAUCAGACUCGACAAGGAGGUCCCACCAGAUUGCGUCUCAACAGACCACCAAGUGUCAAGCCCCCUUCUUCUUGGCUGGGCCAUUUUGCAAUGAUAAAAUCAUGGUCCCCUGUGCAAAUUCAGAACAGGCCAGAAAGCAUUGGUUCUUCUUCUACUAGGCCAAGUGGCUCCCUUUCAACUCAUUCUAAUCUCCCAUCUCUCAUUAUAGAGACCACUGGAACAUCUGUGCCUUCCCUUGAUGGCCACACUUCCACUCCUCUCAAUGCAGCCAACCUCAGGAAUUCCAUAACUUCCCUCUUUCAGUAUUCAAAUAUCCACAACCAUCCCCUGUCGCCUCCAGCUGAAACUCUUUCCUCUUCAACCAUCCCCAGUCUACCUUCUUCUCAAGAACUUUCUGGGAGUGCAUCACUCAUAACAGGUUCAUCCACAGCCAACCAGAAAAAUGCGGAAAACAGUUCUGCAUCACCCUCUGGCACUGAGAAUAACCUCAACAGUACUGAUCCUUAAGUUGGAGGGAAAGCCAGGCCUGGUUUGAACAGAAGGAAUAUAACCACUUCAGCCUCAUAGGUGAAGGAGAACUUGUAUAAAUAAGAUUGCCACUAGUGGUCUGAGCAGGCCUUGCCACUACUUCUUUCUGACAGUAGCCAUUUUCUGUCUUCUUGAAGAGCAGGUCAUACUAGUGAGAAUAUUAGGUCACCUCUAGCUAGUACUGAGGAUAUGAGACCUAAUGAGCUUACCAAAGCCAUAUCUACUUGGCAUUAGAACAUAAUGGGACAGUAUCUCUUCUUUCCAAUGUUGAUAUAAAGAUUCCAGCCAAGCCUCCUGUUCCCUGUGGGAUGCAGAUGUAGUAGGAUAAAAGAUUACUGUUAAUUGCGCCAAAACCUCAUCCACUGCUGGUAACAUGAAAAGUUAUGCCUUCUGCCCAGAGUCAUAUCUCACAGCAUGCUUAGCAUGGAUAUUCUGCUGGUGCUUGCAAAUCUAUAUUUGACAUUUCAAGAUGGGUAAUUUUGAAGAAGAGUUGGCCAGUUUCCAAUCAGUUCAAAACUGUACUUCCACAUCAGUUUUAGUUUAAUGGAACCACACUGCAUAAAUUCACUUUUGUGUACAAAAUUGAUAUACUGGAGAGCUCCCACCCAGUCCUUUCUUCAUUUGAUACAGAUCUAAAAACAAUAAUGGAAUUUUGUAAUUCAGAUUUCUAGUAUGCUGGAGUUUGGUUUAUAUGAACACUAAAAAUACUGUAUACAGUUUGUAACAUUUUAGAGGUAAAGAUGCCUUUCUAGGUCAUAGGUAAAUUUUCAUGUUGAAGUUAGUAUUUCUAUGUGCAUUUCCUUUUAUGAUUUCUUUGGUGACACAUGGUAGCCACUGGACUCCCUGAAAGUAGCUUGGUCUUUUCAAAUCUUUGGAUUUAUUUUAGCUUUCAAAUAUCCUUGCAGCCCACUUGUGGAACUGAUGACAAGACAAUGUUUUAUUAACUACCUCAGAGUUGUAUCUAUUAAGGAUACAUCAAUAUUAGACAUUUGAAACCAAACGGAUUAUUAAGCUUUCACCCACCCCUUAGAACUCUGGGAAUUACAUGAGGCUGCUGGGAAUGCUUUGUUGGGUAUUUCUGGCCUUCAUAAAGAGUGAUACUUUCUUAAAUUUCUUGGUUAAUAAUCAUGGAUCUUAGUUAGGUUUAAGACUGACUGACUGAAAUAUGCAGUGAAUACAAGUCUCUUGAUCACAUUCACAUGGCAGCUUGGGAAAUGAUUUGAAUGCUUUUCAGUGUGCCUGAUUUCCACAGUCCUGAUUCAUAAUUUUACACUGUGAUGCAUCUUCUACUUUCCAUAAGGCAGCUGAAGGACAGCAAAAGCUGUGUAUUGUACACUGCUGGUUUCUAGGCAGCAAUAUACAAUACAUCAGUGGAAGAAGGCUUCCUCUCUUUCUCUUAGAUACUUCUAACUUUUCCUGUUCUGUUUACUCAGAGAGUAUAGAUAGCUACUGUGUGG